Molecule: messenger RNA, 798 nt
Organism: Colletotrichum siamense
Lineage: Eukaryota; Fungi; Ascomycota; Sordariomycetes; Glomerellales; Glomerellaceae
Exons: 3
Coding region: 1-798 (265 amino acids)
Source: RefSeq, a predicted model, not a curated record
AUGCCGUCGACUCCUCCCAGCUUGGUUCCUGGCCUCGGCCUCGGCAGCCGCGCCGCUGAUGACGGUGACGCCCAUCCCUCGCCCGACGAUUCUGCCACCGAGGCACAGAACGAACCCAACCUCAUGGAUCUCAGCAUCGCGGCCGACUUUGUUCAUGGCACCGUGGAGCCCCAGGAUCACGAGGAUGCCACGCGCCCUCAAAGCGACGAUUUUGACGACGAGUGGAAGUCUAAGAUUAUGCAGAUCGACUUCAACCAGCAGCAAGAGAUUGUUCAUCGACGUGUCUUCACCAAGGAUGCCCUCCGCACCUUGAAGAGCUUCACUAAGAAGUCUGCCGAUCUGUCGGAGCUCACCAGCUUGACUGACAAGCGCGCCCUCGAGGCCUUGACCGGCAACGCAGUCAAUUCAGAGCGAUCUGCAGUCAACACUGACGCCAUCGAAGCGAUCCGCAUGGUGCACACGACAAUGCAGGAAGACCUCAGUGGCCUCCGCACACGUCAGGAAUACGAUCGCCAGCGAAUCGAUGACAAGUUCGAUCGGCUCGCCGCGUCCAAUGCCUACGAGCUCAAAGCCCUGAAGAAGCAUUUCGGUGAUCAGCUUGUCAGACUCCAGGAGGCGGACAACGUUCUCCGGGGACGGCUCGAGGGUGUCAUUGACCGCCAAGAUCUCAUGGAGAGCGUGUUGGCCGCGCUCCCUCAGAGAGUGUUGGCCGCGCUCCCCCAGAAGCACCACAUGCUGUUCGGUGGCCUCGCCAUGGUGGUCCUCAUGUAUAUCCUGAUUCACCUCACUCGCGACUGA